AUGGACUCAAAUUCUAGUGAGCCUAUCGCCGUCGUCGGCAGUGCGUGCCGCUUCCCAGGAGGCUGCAACUCCCCCUCUGAGCUCUGGAAGCUCCUUGAGAAGCCGCGGGACGUUCUGAAAAGGAUUCCUAAGGAGAGGUUCAACAUCGACGCGUUCUACCACGCUGAUCCCACACAUCAUGGCACCACCAAUGUUCAGCACUCAUACCUGUUGGACGAUGACCCGUCCAAGUUCGACGCUUCCUUCUUUAACAUCCCUCCCAAAGAAGCUGAGAGUAUAGACCCGCAGCAGAGACUGCUGAUGGAGACGGUCUAUGACUCGCUCUGCUCCGCUGGCCUGCCCAUGGAAGACCUACAGGGCACCAAGACUGCCGUCUACGUCGGUAUGAUGUGCGAUGACUGGUCGGCCAUGGUGCAGAAGGACAUCGAUGCCCUUCCCAUGUAUGCGGGGACAGGCACGGCGAGGAGCAUAGUGUCCAACCGCCUGUCGUACUUUUUUGACUGGCACGGUCCUUCCAUGACCAUUGAUACGGCGUGUUCCUCCAGCUUGGUGGCUGUCCACGAAGCUGUGAGGGUUCUCCGUAGCCGAGAGUCCAAUGUUGCUAUUGCUGCUGGCACCAAUCUUAUCCUCAGUCCUGGUCAGUUUGCUGCCGAGAGUAACCUACGCAUGCUGUCGCCCACUGGACGAUCACGUAUGUGGGAUGCAUCAGCGAAUGGAUACGCCCGCGGUGAGGGUGUUGCAUCCAUUGUGCUCAAGACACUUAGCCAAGCUAUCGCCGAUGGUGACACCAUUGAGUGUAUCAUCCGUGAAACUGGUGUUAACCAGGAUGGCCGUACCUCAGGUAUCACGGUCCCGAGUAACGUUGCCCAGACAAAUCUCAUCAGGGACACGUACUCAAGGGCUGGACUCGACCUGAGCAAGCCAGCCGAUCGUCCUCAAUUCUUCCACGCCCAUGGCACAGGCACCAAGGCUGGCGACCCUCAGGAGGCCGAGGCCAUUCACAACGCCUUCUUCAAAGAUGGAGCAGUCGCUGGGGAUAAGCUAUAUGUUGGGUCUAUCAAGACGAUUAUUGGCCACACAGAGGGAACUGCGGGACUAGCAAGCUUGAUUGGAACAUCACUUGCACUCCGCCAUGGCACCGUCCCUCCAAACAUGCAUUUUGAGCAGCUCAAUGCCGACAUCAUCCCCUUCUACACACAUCUUGAAGUGCCUGUCACUGCUACUCCUUGGCCUAAGCUGGCCACUGGAGGCGUUCGUCGCGCCAGCAUCAACAGCUUUGGCUUUGGUGGAACCAAUGCUCAUGCUAUUAUUGAGGCAUACUCCCCAGAGGACUCAGCAGCCUCAACAACAGAACCUCUCCUAUCUACCCCUCUUGUCUUCUCAGCCGCCUCGACUGCCUCGCUGAGAGCUACCUUGUCGGAUUAUCUCGAUGUCCUUACGCAUAACACGCAGGUUCCUUUGAAGGAUCUGGCGUGGACCCUCCAACACCGUCGUUCUGUGUUACCGUAUCGCAAAGCUAUCGCGGGACUUGGUGCAGACGAUAUCUGCCAAGGCAUCAAAAGUGCUCUCGACGACGAGUCUGACUGCAAAUUUGGUAACUUGCAAGCGCCCAACAUCCUAGGAAUCUUCACGGGCCAAGGUGCACAGUGGCCUCGUAUGGGAGCUGCUCUUCUCGAGUCCUCAGCACUGGCUCAACAUACCAUCAAUGAGCUCGAUGAGUCACUCGCCUCCCUGCCAGAGCAGGAUCGUCCACAGUGGACUAUCCGUGAACAGCUUCUCGCCUCAGCAGAGACAUCCCGCAUCACUGAGGCGGCUCUCUCGCAGCCACUUUGUACGGCGGUACAAAUUAUCCUAGUGAAGCUUCUAGAUGCGGCCGGUGUUACUUUCAAUGCUGUUGUUGGCCAUUCGUCUGGUGAGAUUGGUGCCGCAUACGCAGCAGGCCUGCUAUCUGCCCAUGACGCUAUCCGUAUUGCCUACUACCGAGGUCUGCAUGCUAAGCUCGCUGGGUCGACCAACGGGAAGAAAGGCGCUAUGGCAGCAGUGGGAAUCUCGACCGAGGAGGCAGAAGAGCUCUGUGGGCGUGAUGAGUUUCGUGGUCGCUUGUCUAUCGCCGCCCAGAACUCAUCGUCAAGCUUGACAUUGUCUGGUGACGAGGACGCAGUCGAGGAGGCGGUUGAGCUACUCAAGAGCCAGAACCAGUUUGCUCGACGUCUUAAGGUAGACACAGCGUACCAUUCGCAUCAUAUGCAGGCGUGCUCUGGCGCAUACAGGGACUCGCUGGCGAGUUGCAACAUCAAGACACUUCAUCCCGAGGAUCGUCCUGAGUGGUGGUCAAGUGUUUCUGCAGGAUCUCUUAUGACCUCAGACUCGCUCACAGACGAAUACUGGGUGCAGAAUAUGGUUCAGCCUGUGUUAUUCUCAUCUGCUGUUACUGCAGCCUGCUCUGCCAUGGGAUCAUACGACCUUGCAAUCGAGGUUGGACCCCAUCCAGCGCUCAAAGGGCCAGCAUCAGAAGUCAUAAACCAGCUUGGCAUCAACCCUCCUUACACUGGCCUCCUCAGCCGUGGGAAGCACGACGGACUAGAGCUGUCCAAGGCCUUGGGAUUCAUCUGGAGCAAUUUGGGAUCUGGGUCUGUGAACUUUGAUGCGUUCGACAGGGCCUUCCAUGGACAGAAGGACAUUGUCCGCACCGUUGUCAAAGAUCUGCCACUUUACCACUUCAACCACCAAAACUCGUAUUGGUUCGAGUCACGAUCCUCUGCAGCGCAGAAAUGGUCAAGAUCUCCUCCCAACCCAGUCCUCGGUAUGCGUAACGUCCUAAGCUCGACCACCCGCGAGGUGCAAUGGAGGAAUCUGCUCCGUCCCAAGGAGAUUGCGUGGAUGUCUGGCCAUCGCCUGCAGGAUCAGAUUGUCUUUCCCGCCACGGGAUAUGUGGCUAUGGCCCUUGAGGCAAUGCGAGCUCUUGCUGGUGAUAGAGAUGUCGCCAAGUAUCACAUCAGCGAUCUUACUCUUGAGCGAGCCAUGGCAUUCCCGGAUGAUAAUGCCAGCGUGGAGACUGUUUUCAACGUCACUAUUCAGCAGUCCAGCGACUCCCAUAUCGUCGCUGCCUUUAGUUGCCACUCCUGCGCUGAAGGAGAUCAGUCUUUGACGGCAAACGCCAAGGGCUUCGUGGAGAUUGUCCUUGCUGAACCGGCUGCAAACACUCUUCCUCGUGAGUCUUCAGGCAGCAACAAGUUCAACCUUGUUGAUGUUAAGAUCGACCACUUCUACUCCACACUGGCGAACCUGGGCUACCAGUACUCGGAGCCUUUCAAGGGUAUCACUGAUAUUAAGCGACGAUAUGGCUUUGCCACGGGUAGCUUGCAAGACCAGUCUAGAUCAGAGUGGGAGGACAAGCUAGUCGUCCACCCUGGUGUGCUCGACACUGCUUUGCAGACUCUGUUUGCCGCCUUUAGCUACCCUGGUGACGAGAGCCUGCGUUCCCUACAUGUGCCAGUCACGGUUCAGUCGCUAGUGAUCAAUCCCUACUUCUGCCAGGGAGAUAAAAAGGGUCGAGCCGGUAUUCCCUGGGAAACUGUUGUCCGUGAUGAGGAAAAGGGCUUUAUCAUGGCUGAUCUCUCAUUGCUAUCAGAGGAUGGCGACCACACAUUCAUCCAGAUUGAGGGCAUCAGCUUGAAGCCGCUCACUCCAGCGACUGCUCGGGAUGAUGUGACAUUGUUCUCCAACUUCAAGUACGACCGCACCGUGCCUAACGGUGAGCUUGCGGCAGCCGGUGAUAAGCUCAGUGAUGAGGAGCUCAAGGUGGCCAAGGACAUGGAGAGAAUUGCGUUUUACUACCUUCGCCAAGUCGCCGAAAUGUCUCAAGAGGACGUCGACAAUGCUCUGGACCACCACAAGAGCCUAAUUGCAUGGGGUCGCUACACCGUCGAUAAGGUCCGCAGCGGUACAUAUUCCUUCGUAGAGAAGGAUUGGCUGCUGGAUGAUCAAGACACCAUCCUGAAACUGACCGACAAGCACCGCGAACGUGUGGACGCUCUUCUCAUCGAGUCUACAGGCCAGAACCUCCCUUCUACCAUCCGCUCUCAAUCAGGUAUCUUGGAGCACAUGACCAAGGAUGGCCUGCUCAACCGCUUCUACGAAGAAGGAAUUGGUCUGAGAGUGGCCAACUGGUGGAUCGCCAAGAUGGCUCGGCAAAUCAGCCAUCGCUACCCUCACAUGAAGGUCCUCGAAGUCGGUGCUGGCACAGGUGGUUCCACCCAAGCUAUCCUUCCUAUGCUUGGCUCAUCGUUUACCUCGUAUACCUACACCGAUGUGUCGAGUGGUUUCUUCGACUCAGCCAAGGCUAAGUUUCAUGAAUACGCAGACCGCAUGGAUUUCAAGGUCUUUGAUAUGUCCAAGCAUCCCAAGGACCAGCGGUUUGAACAAGGUUCGUAUGACUUGAUUGUUGCCUCCAACGUCCUCCACGUCGCUGAAGACUUGGACAACAUGAUGUCUAACGUGCGCUGGCUGCUGAAACCUGGUGGUUGGCUUGUUAAUCUCGAGACGGUUACCAACGACAUGCUCCGUAACGGUAUCAUUAUGGGCGGUCUGCCUGGAUGGUGGAUUGCUGCUCAUAGUGGCCGUCCUCACGGUCCAAUGCUGACUCUCGAUGCAUGGAACGAGCUGGUCCAGCGCUGUGGCUUCUCCGCGCUUGAGACUUCGACGCCUAUUUACGACUCACUGCAUGCUGUGGCUGUGUGGGCGACUCAAGCCGUGGAUGACAGAGUAUCCCUUCUGCGAAACCCAACUGCCAAACUCUCCAAGGAGAUUGAAGAUGGGUUACCUUUCCUGGUUGUCGUGGGUGGCAAGUCUCUCGCUGCUCAUACCAUGACAAAGGAUAUCCUUUCCACUCUGGGGCAAAGAUUCUCAGAUCUGACUCACAUCGCGUCUAUCGAGUAUCUCGAGCCAGUUCUGACGCCCAACUGUACAGUCCUUAGCUUAACGGAGCUUGACGAGCCGUUUAUGAAGACCGUGACGGAGGACAAAAUGGACGGCUUCAAAAGCUUGGUCAAGGUUGCUAGAAACAUCCUCUGGGUCACCAAGGGAGCACGAUCUGAUGAGCCCUACUCGUACAUGAUGUACGGCAUCGGGCGUGUGGUCAAGUUUGAGCACCCCAACAUCAACCUUCAGUUCUUGGAUAUCGACGCUAUCAACGGUGAGAGCGCUGCCUUCAUCACCAACAGCCUCUUGCAGCACCAGAUCCUGGACCACUUCCACCGCACAGGUGACUCUGAUGAGUUCAUGUGGUCCUCAGAACCCGAGAUCUUCUUCGAAAAGGGCGAGGCCUACAUCCCACGUCUUUACCUCAACGAGAAGCAAAACAUGAGGAUUAACUCGUCCAGAAGAGCUGUCAUGGCCGAUAUCGAUCCGGAGAAAUCGGUACUGCGUCUUGUGCCUUCGGACAAUUCGUUGCAAGUCGAGCAAGUUGGUGACCUUGAGCUUAUGGCUGAUGGCAAUGGCAACGCGAAUUCCCAGGGCUUCCUCCGCGUUCAACAGUCACUGCUGCAGUUUAUCAAUGUUCCCAAUGUUGGAAACCUGAUGCUUGCCGUUUGCAGAACUCACGAGAACAAGGUUGUCCUGGCGCUUCUAAGCAAAGCACAGUCUCCUAGCCCGAUUCAAGACUCAUGCUUCACCAGUAUCCCCGACUCUGCUGAACUCAGCAAGGUCAUCCUGAUCUCAGUUGCAUCUCAUUUCAUUGGCCGCCAGAUCGUAUCCCGAGCUGAAAGAGGUGAGACGAUCCUUCUUCACGAGUGCGAUCCUAUCCUCAAGUCGGCUAUUUCCAUACAAGCGCAAAAAGCUGGCGUUGAGAUCCAGUUCACCACCUGUGAGAGUCAGAGACGUAGCAACGACUUGGUACACAUUCACCCCGAGACACCAUUGCGCACUUUGAGGAGCGGUCUCCCCAGCAACGUGUCUGUCUUUGUCGACUUCUCGGUUGCGGACACCCCUAGCAAGAACGUAGCGAAGAACAUGGCUAGCCUACUGCCUCCUUAUGCAGCUCAUCUGCAAGCAAGCGACCUAUUGGGUGGCAGCCCUUUCAUGAGACCUGGAGCUGCUCUGAACGAUGCCCAGGAGAGCCUUGAGGCUGCUUGGGCAGAUGCCUCAGCCAACAGCGUAGUUACCGAUGGUGUCACUGACAUCCAGCUCGCCAACAUUGCUUCCCAUAAACCAAAUCAGGAGCCUGUUUCUAUGGUCGAUUGGACCGCCUCGUCUGUCUCCGUCCGUGUUCGGCCCAUUGACCACACGAAUGUGCUCAGUCCAGACAAGACCUACCUGCUUGUCGGUCUUUCAGGAGAGGUUGGCCAGUCACUCUGCCAAUGGAUGGUAAGUCGCGGCGCAAGGAACAUCGUCUUGACCAGUCGUAAACCCCAGGUCGACCCUGACUUUAUUCACAACCUCGAGAAGAAGGGCGCAGAUAUUCGUGCCAUAGCUCUCGAUAUCACCAGUAGAGACUCGCUCAAGAGAUGUCUUGAUACCAUCAAACGCACUAUGCCUGCAAUUGGUGGUAUUGCUCACGGUGCCCUUAUCCUUUCAGACUCUCCGUUCGAGGACAUGACGUUAGAGCAAAUGAUCAAGGUCUUGAAACCCAAGGUUGAGGGUAGCCAGAUGCUCGACGACUUUUUCCACGACGCCCAGCUCGACUUCUUCAUCAUGUUCUCGUCCUUAACUGCCUGUCUGGGCAAUAGUGGCCAGAGCAACUAUGCGGCUGCCAACCUUUACAUGACGAGCCUCGCGUUCCAACGCCGCAAGCGAGGUAUAGCAGCUUCCGUGAUCGGCCUGAGUUCUCUGAUGGGUAUUGGACAUGUUGGAAGGUCUGAUAUCUAUGAUACCGCCUACUUCAAGAGCCUUGGUGCCACGAGCGUGUCGGAGACAGAUCUGCAUGCCAUGUUUGCCGAGGCCAUCAACGCUGGUCUGCCCACUUCUCUCGAGAGUCCUGAGGUUGUGACUGGCAUGAGUCCCCUGACGCUGCGUGAGCUCGAAAGCACAAUUGUCCCGUACCGUCGUGACCUCAAGUUUGGACAUCUUGUUAUCCAAGAGUCCAUCAAUCUGGGACAGGCCACGUUUGGUGCUGCGGUCUCUGUCCGAGCUCAGCUCAAGAGUGUCAAGACUGUUGCCGAGGCCAAGAAGGUGCUAACAGAUUCGUUCAUCACCAAGGUCAAGAAGGUCUUGCACAUGCCAGAGACCGACGACAUCCACCCCGAAGACUCCCUGGUCCAGCAUGGUGUUGACUCGCUCGUCGCCUUGGAUAUUCGUGCCUGGUUUGUACAGGAGCUGGAGGUGGAUAUGCCCGUCAUCAAGAUUCUGGGAGGAGCCGCCAUCUCCGCUCACAUCGGUGAGAGCAUGGAAAAGAUACCAGCUUCAAUCCUCGAUAUCAGCACCCUCAGCACACAAGAUGUCAUAGAGCCACCCAAGAGCCAGGAUAUGGUAACAGCUGCCUCGGUCGACAAGACUGAGCUUUCUCAGAGACUAAACAACCUCUCUGUGAACGUCAUCGAGGAGGGCCUUACACCCGGCGAAUCCUUUGCCAAUACCCCAUUCUUCAGUCCGGCUGCCAACACAGAGCAGGAAUCAGCCUCUGUGACUGACUUGAGCGAGCAGCUAAGUUCAGAAUGCGGCGACAUGGCCGAGUCACAUGACGAGAUCAAGGAGCGCAUGUCCUUCGCUCACACCCGUUUCUGGUUCCUUCAGCACGCCUUGGCCGACAAGAGCACCUUCAACGUGGCACUAUCUAUCAAGCUCAUCGGAACUCUAGACAUUGAGCGUCUCAACCAGGCUCUUCGAGCGGUGGCUCAAAGACAUGAGGCCAUGCGCACCCGUUUCUUCUGGUCAGGGGACAACGACUCUGUGCCAAUGCAAGGCAUCUUGUCCCACUCUAAGAUCAAUCUGGAACAUCGCAAUAUUUCCAGUGAGGCUGAGGUGCAUGACGUCCUUGAGGAGCUACGCUCGCACGAGUGGGACUUUAGCAACUGGGUGCCCUUCAGAUUCGAGGUGCUGUCUUUGUCUAACGAGACGCACUGGCUCCUUUUUGGCAGCCAUCAUAUUACUCACGACGGCGUUAGUAUUCAACUCAUCUGGGACGACCUUGAAAAAGCAUAUCUUGGCCAGACGCUCGAGCCACUUCCUGAGGCCUCUCAAUACCGUACCUACUCUUCUCUGCAGUACAAGAUGCACGAGGACGGUCAAUUCCAAAAGGACAUUGAUUUCUACCGCAAGAUGAUCCCUUCUAACGUCCAGCCUAUUUCUUUACUUCCAUUUUCCAUGGUCAAAUCACGAAAGCCACAGGACUUGUAUAGCUGCCAUCGAUCCGAUGUCCGACUCGACGCUGCCACCACUUCACGUAUCAAGCAGAUUGCCCGAGCGAACCAAAGCACCAACUUCCACCUCUACAUGGCUGUGCUCCAGUCCCUCCUCUUCAGGCUGCUGCCCGACACAAACGAGGUGUUUAUCGGAAUGGCCGAUGCCAACCGCUCUACAAUGGACUUUGCCUCGACGGUGGGCAUGUUCCUCAACCUCCUGACUGUCCGCUUUGACAGGCCAUCAGCCAAGUCCAAGUUCAGCACCUCUAUCAAAUCUGCCAGGAAUAAGGUCUACUUCAGCCUCGAGCAUUCAGCUGUCCCUCUCGACGUCCUUCUUACCGAACUUGGUAUUGAUCGCACAGGAACUGCUGCCCCCAUCUUCCAGGUCUUCCUUGACUACCGACAAGGUACCCAAGAACGAGCUACCUUUGCCGGCUGCAAAGCAGAAGCCCACGCAUGGCAUCACCCGCGCACCGGCUACGACAUCUCCCUCGAUAUCUUGGAGAACAACGACGGCAACACCCUUCUCACUAUGCAGCUGCAAAAGUCCCUCUAUUCUCAAGAGCACAGCGACCUCCUGCUGAGAACAUACGUACACUUCCUCAAGGUUUUCACCGCCGACAUCGCCAAAGAUGCUCUUCUGGGCGAACCCACCACCUGGCCUGCCCAAGAUAUCUCCACAGCCCUACAGCUUGGAAAGGGCCCGGAUCGCGAGUUGCAAUGGCCCCAGACAAUCUCUCAUAGGAUUGACCAAGUUAUUGCUGAUCACGGUUCGGACCUUGCUCUGAAGGAUGGUAGAGGCCGCAGUCUCACCUAUAAGGACAUGGAUUCCCGUGUUAAUGCUAUUGCUCACACCUUGCUGGCUGCUGGUGUCAGCGAGGGAGACGUGGUCGGUGUCUUCCAGGAGCCAGCAUCGGAAUGGGCCUGCUCUAUGCUGGCAGUAUUACGUAUCGGUGCUACCUAUCUUCCCAUGGACCUACGCAACUCGGUCCAUCGCAUGCGAGCUGCGGUAACCGCGACUAGCCCAAAGGUCCUCCUUGUGGAUAACACGACCUCUCACGCUGUCCCACAACUCGGUACUGACAUUCCCAUCAUUUCUGUUGAAGACAUCAAAAGAAACAACAGCCAAGUCAACGUCAAGACAGUCGCCAAGCCCGAAGGAAUAGCUGCUAUUCUCUUCACCAGCGGAUCCACGGGUGAGCCCAAGGGUAUCAUGGUCAGACACUCAAACCUGGCGGCCCAUAACGAAGGAUACUCGGCAUCGUUCAGCGGAGAAUUGGUCAGGGUUCUACAACAGGCCCCUCUCAGCUUUGACUUUUCCAUCUGCCAGACCAUCCUCGCUCUUUGCACUGGCGGCUGUCUCUGCAUCGCGCCGUCGGAGAUCCGAGGCGAUCCUGAGGAAAUGACUCGAAUGAUGUUGGACGAGGGCAUCACGCAUGCAUCGGGCACCCCGUCUGAGUUUGAGAUGUGGUUCAAGUUCAACCGUGACCAGCUGGCCAAGUGCACGGAGUGGAGGGCAACGCUUCUUGGUGGAGAGCCUAUAAGUGAAGAGUUGGUGUCCGAGUUCAAUGGUCUCAACUUGCCCAAUCUUCGCGUGGUGAAUAACUACGGCCCCUGUGAGACUACCAUCAGUGCUGUUACUGGCGGUGAGAUUCCUCUUGAUGGUCUUAUGUCCGCCAUCCAUCUCCCAGCUGGAAAGGCAGCGCCCAACUACUCCAUCUACAUUAUGGAUGAUCACAGAAACAUCCAACCUGCUGGCGUUCCUGGUGAGAUUGUUAUUGGUGGUGCCGCUGUCACCGCAGGCUACCUGGGACUCGAUGCCGCUACAAAAGCCAAGUUCGUCCCAAACCCCCAUGCCAACUCUGAUGAGAGCUUUAGCCGUAAUGGCUGGACCACGAUGUACUGCACAGGUGACCGUGGUCGUCUCGGUCCCGACGGAUCGCUUUAUGUCGAAGGCCGCAUCGAGGGCGACACGCAGAUUAAGCUUCGGGGGUUCCGCAUCGAGAUUGGAGAGGUUGAAGAUGCCAUCGUCGAGGCCUCCAAUGGAGCCAUCUCCCACGCGAUCGUCACUCUCAGGGAGGACGGUGGAAAGUUCCUCGCGGCUCAUGUCAUCUUCUCCCGACACUACCCAGAGCGCAGUCGUCAGGACUUCCUCAGAGGCCUACAGGCCACUCUUCCCCUGCCCGACUAUAUGCGCCCGUCUAUCAUUGUCCCCGUUGACGCGCUUCCACUGACUGUACACCACAAGAUUAACCGCAAGGCAGUUUCCCAAAUGCCCAUUGACUCGUUCAGCUGUGAACAGGUUGUCGAAAUCGCUCCUUCGUCUCGCGAGUUAAACCCGAUCGAAGCAAGGCUGGAGGAAAUGUGGAGGGACAUCAUCCCAACACUUGCCGGUCGCGAUAUUACCCAUGAAUCCGACUUCUUCCACGUCGGUGGAAGUUCUCUACUACUGGUACAGCUGCAGCGUCUCAUCAAGAAGGUUUUCCAAGCUGCACCUAGGCUUAACGAACUGAUGAUUGCAUCCAAACUGCAAGAUAUGGCAUCCACGGUCAAAGCCAACAUGUCAUCAAUAAUUGAUUGGGAAAUCGAGACUGCGAUUCCCGAUAAAUGGGAGACUCUGUUUCCUCUCGACACAGCUCUUGCGUCUUCCCGUCCCAGAACAAGGUCCGGACUGAGGAUUCUGGUCACAGGUGCCACUGGCUAUGUCGGUCGCUUCCUGAUGCCUCAGCUUGCCGCAUCAGACAAGGUCGAGAAGCUGUUCUGCCUUGUCCGCCCUGAGACCGAUUCAGAGAAACUACGAUCCAUCUCGGACAAGGUGGAGGUAUUCGCCGCUGACCUGUCUCUCCCCAAUCUUGCCUUAUCCGACGCCGAAAAGGCUUUCCUCACAUCUAACGCUGACUUGAUCCUCCACGUCGGCGCCAACCGCGCUUUCUGGGACGACUACGAAGUUCUACGCCCUGUAAACCUCGAGUCUGUCAAGGAGCUGGCCAUGAUUGCGCUACCGCGCCGCGUACCUGUGCACUUCUUCUCCUCCGGGUCGAAACGAAUUUACAGCGGGAAGCGCGAGGGCCAUGAUAUCUACAACGUCGAGCAAGUGGAUGAAUAUCGCUCUACGCCCCCUCAGGAUGGCACCGACGGCUAUGUCGCAUCCAAGUGGGCGGCGGAAACUUUCCUCUUGCGCGUGGCAGAGAAGUUCCAGCUACCUGUGACACUACACACUCCUAUGCCCACACCUGACCAUGGGCCCGAGGGAACGCUGGCUAAGCCUGAGCCUGACCAGAUGGUCAAGGAACUAGUCGACAUCACUGUCAGCCUUGGUGUACGCCCGACUAUGGAAGGGCUCGCAGGCUGGGCUGAUAUUCUUCCUAUCUCUACAGUUGUGCAAGACGUCUGCGGUGCCAUUUUUGCCGGCGAUUCUGAACCUACACCCGGCGUGGCGAGGAUCUUCCACACGGGUGCGCAGCGGAUGAACUGGCAACGAUUUAUCGCCGAGUUAAAGACGAACCCAAGAAUUUCUGAUUUGCCAAGCAUGGACACCCUCCUGUGGAUCGGGGAUGCUAAGAGGUCUGGAUUCAGCUUUUUUAUGCCGUCCCAUCGGCUGAUUGUACUUGGAGAGAGUGGGAAUAUUGUCUCUAGACGAUAG
Messenger RNA from Fusarium sp. VM40, 11979 nucleotides. NCBI's taxonomy places the organism in Eukaryota, Fungi, Ascomycota, Sordariomycetes, Hypocreales, Nectriaceae. The record is from the annotation of a GenBank genome assembly.